AUGGCCGCAAUGACCGGACCGCUGGCCUUCGGUCUCGUGGCCGCUUUCGGAGUGGCCAUUGGCAGUUUUCUCAACGUCUGCGUCUAUCGUUUGCCCCGCGGCGAAUCGAUAGUCAGCCCGCCGUCCAGGUGUCCAUCCUGUGGUCAGGGUCUGCGUUGGUUCGACAACGUGCCGGUGUGGAGCUGGAUACGGCUCGGCGGGCGAUGCCGGACCUGUCGGGCGACAAUAUCGCCGGUUUAUCCGUUCGUCGAAGCGGUCACGGGGACAUUGUUUCUGCUGCAGUAUUGGCAACUCGGGUGGCAGCCACUGCUGGGAAUUCGACUGCUGUUCGUUGCCGCCAUGAUCGUGCUGUUCGUAAUCGACCUGCAGCAUCGAAUCCUGCCUGACGUCAUCACCCUGCCAGGCAUCGUGAUCGGUCUGGCCGCCAGUAUGUUCCUGGAACCGGGCUGGCAGGCGGCGCUCUCGGAGUCGCCGCCGGGGGAGGUGCUGUGGGCCGUGGGCGAGGCCUACUUCCGGGUUCGCGGCGAGGAGGGCAUGGGUGUCGGCGAUGUGAAGAUGCUCGCGAUGAUCGGCGCGUUUCUUGGAUGGCAACUCACGCUCGUGACCCUGCUGUUCGCGUCGCUGACCGGGUCUGCCGUGGGCGUCGGGAUGGUGAUGUUCGACCGGCGCCACAUGAAAUACCAGCUCCCGCUCGGUUCGUUUCUGGCCGCGGGCGCUGUGGUUGCGGCGCAUUUCGGGCAGUCGCUGAUCGCGUGGUACGUUGGGUUGUUCUCGUAG
Messenger RNA from Geodia barretti, 777 nucleotides. The record is from the annotation of a GenBank genome assembly. NCBI's taxonomy places the organism in Eukaryota, Metazoa, Porifera, Demospongiae, Tetractinellida, Geodiidae.